AUGACCCAAGACUUACUGGAGUCUGCAAACACUGACGCUAUGGAAGCUGCUUUCAAUAAAGACCGUCAUGUCCGAUACUUCCUACGUUGCCUCAAGACUUUCUUACCACACUUUUAUACCUCCAACGAUUCGAAUCGCAUCCUCCUCGCCUUCUUUACCAUCGCUGGGCUAGACCUUUUAGGGGAGCUGCAGAACAAAACGACCACGGAAGAACGGGAGGGAUACAUUCAAUGGAUUUACCACUGCCAGGUCCCCUCGGGGGGGUUUCGUGGAUUCCCAGGAGCCGAUUUCGGGCUUGAGAGACGGAACCUGGCCAAUGAAUCCUGGGACCCGGCAAAUGUACCAUCGACGUUCUUUGCGCUGUUGACCUUGGUGAUCCUGGGCGAUGAUUUAUUUCGAGUGAAGCGAACCGAGUGCCUACAAUGGCUUCCGAAGAUGCAACGCGAAAAUGGAAGCUUUGGUGAGGUCCUUGGCCCCAGUGGAAAAAUUGAGGGCGGGGGUGAUCUACGAUUCUGUUGUUUCGCUGCUGGCACGCGGUAUAUCCUUAGGGGUAACGGCGACGACGUGCCUGGGGAAGUCGAAGAUAUAAAUGUUGAUAAAUUGGUGGAAUUUAUCGAAACUUGUCAGACCUACGAUGGGGGCAUAUCUGAAGCUCCGUUAUGCGAAUCGCAUUCUGGGCAUACAUACUGCGGCAUUGGUGCCCUAACCUUCCUUGAUCGUCUGUCGAGAGGCGACGGGUCAGUAGCGCUUCUUGCACCGGGAACAGAAGCAUUCGAGUCGUUGGUCAGAUGGCUUGUUUCGCGACAGACACCUGAACUUGGCGACGAGGAAAAUGCCGACAAUAAUGACAACAAGGAGGAUGGCAGUGACCAUGACUGUGAACUUGAUGAGAAGCGCGAUUUAAUCGGGACAAUGAAAAAUCUCGGUCUAGAUGAGAAGAUCAAUCAACUCCCUAGCACUUCAGUGCCACUCCAAGCGUCAUUGGAAUGGGCAGGUUUUAAUGGCCGGUGUAACAAGUACGCUGAUACGUGUUAUUCGUUUUGGAACGGUGCAACGCUCGCUAUGAUGGAUAGAUUGUCUUUGGUAGACGUGGCUCGCAAUCGGCGAUAUCUUCUUGAGAAGACCCAACAUAUCGUUGGUGGAUUUGGGAAAGGCGUCGGCGAGCCACCGGAUCUGUUACAUUCUUACUUUGGAAUGGUGUCGCUCGCUUUUCAGGGAGAGCCGGGACUUGAUAGUGUUGAUCCAGCACUAUGCGCGAGUCGUCGCGCAGUGCGACAUUUGCACACGCUGCCCUGGUGGCAGGAGAGAGGUUGA
Molecule: messenger RNA, 1314 nt
Organism: Aspergillus tanneri
Lineage: Eukaryota; Fungi; Ascomycota; Eurotiomycetes; Eurotiales; Aspergillaceae
Gene: cdc43
Product: protein geranylgeranyltransferase type I subunit CDC43
Exons: 5
Coding region: 1-1314 (437 amino acids)
Biological process (GO): protein geranylgeranylation
Cellular component (GO): CAAX-protein geranylgeranyltransferase complex
Molecular function (GO): CAAX-protein geranylgeranyltransferase activity
Source: RefSeq, a predicted model, not a curated record